Gigantopelta aegis is the source of this 2369-nucleotide messenger RNA. Its product is annotated as cysteine dioxygenase type 1-like. The coding region runs from base 617 to 1306 and encodes 229 amino acids. The record is from RefSeq and is a predicted model, not a curated record. Gene Ontology annotation, biological process: L-cysteine catabolic process. The transcript is spliced from 4 exons. Lineage: Eukaryota; Metazoa; Mollusca; Gastropoda; Neomphalida; Peltospiridae. Gene Ontology annotation, molecular function: cysteine dioxygenase activity; ferrous iron binding.
GCGAAAAACAAUUAUACUGCUUUUUAAAAAUUUAUUUAAGAAAAAAAAAAGAAAGAAGAAAAAGACAAAAAAGACGGUAGCUACAAUAGCGCCAUCUAUACCAAAAACACUGCUGCACAUCCUCAAAAUAUAAUAUUGUGACACACCAUGACAUUGUGGGUCCAAAUGAGGUUAUUUGAGGGGAAAUGUCCAAGACAUAAAGGUUGCCUUGGCUACAAUGAAAAUGUGAAGAAAAACCAAAAAAUUUAGGGUACCAAGUCAAAUCAGGGGGAACCAUGUCCAGUGAGGAGGUAUCAAAUCCUCCUGAUUCCCCUACUCUCUGCAAAAAUGUGAGCUCGUACGUCUAUGAACACCACAGCUCAGGUGAAAUAUUGAUACCGGGUACCAUAAAACAGGCCGCAAGCACAGUAUAGGCGGAUUGUACCAUAUGGUAUCUAUUACGUUUCGGAAAAAAAAAAAAAAAACGUGUGUUGAAUGUUGUCUUUGAGAUUAGGAAACUUCGGUCAUACAUAACGUGUUAGGUUUUGUUUGGCCACGAAACGUUAAACGUGCAUUUUCAGUUAACAGCACACACCGCAGAUAUUAAUCGUCCGUUCUUCUAUCGAUACAACCAAACAUGGAAACUGUCACGCCGCAAACGGAAAAUUUCCAAAGCGAAUGGAUGGAGUGUGAAAAUCACUAUGAAGCAAAAAAGGAGGAAUUUUCGGAUACAACAAAGCUUGUUGCGCCUGACUCACUAGCAGAUUUAAUUAGUGAACUGCAUAAAAUAUUCGCCAGCGAUGACGUCAAUGUAGAGUAUGUCCAGAAGUUGAUGACGUCAUACGCGAGCAAAUCUAGUGAAUGGAAAAAGUUCGCCAAAUUUGACCAGCACAAGUACACCCGUAACCUGGUCGAUGAGGGCAACGGAAAGUUUAACCUCAUGAUUCUGUGCUGGAACGAGGCGCAAGGUAGCUCCAUCCACUCACAUGCCAACUCACACUGCUUUCUCAAGGUCCUUGAUGGCAACGUCCGGGAGGAGCUCUUUGAUUGGCCCACCGAGUCCAGUAACGAGUCGAUGAUGACGAAGACAACGGAAAACGUUUACAACAAAAACCAAUGUGCUUAUAUCAAUGAUGACAUUGGACUCCAUCGAGUUGAAAACAGCAGCCACUCUAACAAAGCGGUCACUCUGCACCUGUACUCGCCACCGUUUGAGGAGUGCCAGUGUUUUGACGAGCGAACCGGCCACGCCUGCAAGUCACGAGUGACCUUCUGGACCAAGUUCGGGAAGAGGACGCCAUUUGGAAGGACGCCCGAAAAUAACUAAAAGAGUAAACCUGCUUUGAGACUGCUGACGUGUGUUGCUGUGUUAUCCUCCAUGAUGAAGAAACGGCAGAGAAGAAACGUGUUAUUUGUAACAGGAACAAUAGUGCACAUUUCACACACAUGUAGGAUGUAACAUUCUGACACUAACUUUCAAGCAUUAAUAAUUAUUCACCAGAAUUUUAACCAUUACAGUUUUAGAAGUUUGCUUGAUGCAUACUAUAAAAAAAUAGUACUAUUAUAUUCUGUUAUUAAUUAUGCAAAAAAUCGACAGAAUUUUAACGAUUACAGUCUUAGAUGUCUGCUUGAUGCAUGCUAAAGAAAACAAAUAGUACUACAAUAUAUGAUGUUCAAGCGUUACUAUUACAGUCUUGGAUGUCUGCUUGAUGCAUGCUAAAGAAAACAAAUAGUACUACAAUAUAUGAUGUUCAAGCGUUACUAAUUAUGCAAAACAUCUGCAGAAUUUAGUUUUAGAAGUUUGUUUAAUGCGUGCCAUAUAAAAAAAGUGCUGUAUGACGUGGUAUGCUAAGAUUUUUAAUACUAAUACAGAAAGAUAUUAAUAUUUUAACUUUUGUCUAUGUAGAUUUCUUUUAUUUUUAAGCAAUUUUUAUUCAUUAACAGGGUUUAUAUGAUGAUGGAAUCCAGCGUUGUUGACACAUAGUUACCAAAAAUACUCCUAAAUAAAAUCUGUGUGCAUCAUGGUUGACGCAAAAUAUUUCCAAUGUCAAUCAAUUAUACAUUAAACUUGUUCUUUUUUUUUUCAAUACAUAAAAAUCUAACCACUAAGAAGUUCAAACCGAAAAUAGCCAAACGGUUUAACUGGUUCCCAACCGUAUGAAUAUGUUUAAUGUAAAUUAAGUGUAAAAACCAGUGUAGCUCAUGCAGCGUGCCGGUCCCUGUCUAAGUUUAGAUCAUCAUGACAAUGUCAAAUGCAUAUGAUAGGUAACCAGCCGCAAGUUUUUAGUUCGGUCUAUAUAUCUAGUUGUUGGGGUUUUUAUUAUUAUUGUCCUUUAUUGUUUUUAAUACAUGUAGAUGGUUGAGAAUAUCUCGUUAUAGGAGUAGGUAUA